AUGCGGGACUACGACGAGGUGACUGCCUUCCUGGGCGAAUGGGGACUAUUCCAGCGCCUCAUCUUCUUCCUGCUCAGCGCCAGCAUCAUCCCCAACGGUUUCAACGGUCUGUCAUCCGUGUUCCUGACGGCGACCCCCGAGCACCACUGCCGGGUGCCGGACUCUGCGAACCUGAGCAGCGCGUGGCGCAACCACAGUAUCCCGCUGAGACUGCAGGACGGCCAGGAGGUGCUCCACAGCUGCCGCCGCUACAAGCUUGCUACACUCGCCAACUUCUCGGCGCGCGGUCUGGAGCCAGGGCGCGACGUGAACCUCACGCAGCUGGAGCAGGAGGGCUGCCUGGACGGCUGGGAGUUCAGCCAGGACGUCUAUCUGUCCACCAUCGUGACCGAGUGGAACCUGGUGUGUGAGGACGACUGGAAAGCCCCGCUCACGAUCUCCUUGUUUUUUGUGGGUGUGCUGGUGGGCUCCUUCAUUUCAGGGCAGCUCUCAGACAGGUGUGGUCGGAAGAAUGUGCUAUUUGUGACCAUGGGCAUGCAGACAGGCUUCAGCUUCCUGCAAGUCUUCUCAACAAACUUUGAGAUGUUUACCGUGCUGUUUGUCAUCGUAGGCAUGGGCCAGAUCUCCAACUAUGUGGCAGCUUUUGUCCUGGGAACAGAAAUUCUUGGCAAAUCGGCUCGUAUUAUAUUCUCCACAUUAGGAGUGUGCAUAUUUUAUUCAUUUGGCUACAUGUUGCUUCCACUGUUCGCUUACUUCGUCAGAGACUGGAGGAUGCUGCUGCUGGCACUGACAGUGCCGGGGGUACUUUGUGCCUUGCUCUGGUGGUUCAUCCCUGAGUCCCCCCGAUGGCUCAUCUCUCAGGGGCGAUUUAAAGAGGCCGAGGAGAUCAUCUAUAAGGCUGCUAAAAUCAAUGGGAUUGUUGUAACCACAACCAUCUUUGACCCAACUGAGCUACAAGACCUAAGUUCCCAGAAGCAGCAGUCACACAGCAUUCUGGAUCUGCUACGAACUCGGAAUAUCCGAAUGGUCACCAUCAUGUCCAUAAUUCUGUGGAUGACCAUAUCAGUGGGCUAUUUCGGGCUUUCCCUUGAUACUCCUAACUUGCAUGGAGACGUCUACAUGAACUGCUUCCUUUCAGCGGUGGUUGAAGUCCCAGCAUACAUUAUGGCCUGGGUGCUGCUGCAGCACCUGCCCCGGCGCUAUUCCAUAGCCGCCGUCCUUUUCCUGGGUGGCAGUGUGCUUCUCUUCAUGCAACUAUUGCCCCCAGAUUUAUACUAUUUGACUACAGUCCUAGUUAUGGUGGGCAAGUUUGGAAUCACUACUGCCUUCUCCAUUGUCUAUGUGUACACUGCUGAGCUGUACCCCACAGUGGUCAGAAAUAUGGGCGUGGGAGUCAGCUCUAUGGCAUCCCGCUUGGGCAGCAUCCUGUCACCCUAUUUUGUUUACCUGGGUGCCUAUGACCGUUUCCUGCCCUACAUUCUCAUGGGAAGUCUGACCAUCCUGACAGCCAUCCUUACCUUGUUCCUCCCAGAGAGCUUCAAAACUCCCCUCCCAGACACCAUUGACCAGAUGCUAAGGGUCAAAGGGAUAAAACAUAGGCAAAGUCCAAGCCACACAAGGGUGUUAAAGGAUGAAGAAGAAAGCCCUACCAUCCUUAAAAACACAGCCUUCUAA
This is a messenger RNA of Orycteropus afer afer, 1674 nucleotides long. It is a transcript of the gene SLC22A5, whose product is annotated as solute carrier family 22 member 5. Gene Ontology annotation, cellular component: membrane. Gene Ontology annotation, molecular function: ATP binding; transmembrane transporter activity. The record is from RefSeq and is a predicted model, not a curated record. Gene Ontology annotation, biological process: transmembrane transport; carnitine transport. Lineage: Eukaryota; Metazoa; Chordata; Mammalia; Tubulidentata; Orycteropodidae. The coding region runs from base 1 to 1674 and encodes 557 amino acids. The transcript has 10 exons.